GUCUGGGUUGUUUCUCUCCUGCUGAUUUUCACUGCUAAUUUCCGAAGAAGAGGCAAAGUAGAAACCAUGAAGGAAAGAAAAAGAAUGGAGAUGGAGUUGGAUAGAAUAAGCAACUUACCAAGUGAUGUUACGGAAAAGAUAUUGUUAUGCUUGCCAAUUAGGGAUGCAGUGAGGACGAGUGUCUUAUCAACUAAGUGGAGGUACAAAUCGGCUAUGCUACCACAUCUGGUGUUUGAUCCCCAGUCUAUCUCAACUCAGCACCAAACAUUUGCUAAUGUUGUUGAUCAUUUACUCUUAAGUCACAUUGGCCCCGUAUACAAGUUCAAGCUUGCUCGAGAACAUGUAUCCUUUAGAGAUAUCGAUCGGUGGAUACUUUACGCGUCAAGAAACUCCAUCAAAGAGUUCAUACUUGAAAUCUUGGGACGGCAGCGCUAUAAGGUGCCUUCAUCUAUGUUUUCAUGUCAAGAUUUGACUUAUUUAGAGUUGCAUAGAUGUUUGCUACAACCGCCGUCCACAUUCACAGGCUUCAAAAGUUUGAAAAGCCUAAAAAUUGUUCGUGUUACUCUGACGGAUGAUGUGCUUGAAAAUGUGAUUGUUCGCUGUCCUCUACUUGAGCGGUUGACUGUGGAGUGGUGCUAUGAUUUCAGCCAGCUCAAUAUCAAUGCACCAAAUCUCCAGGUUCUUCGCUUUAUGGGUGAUUUUGAGGAUGUUAAUAUAUUAAAUACCUCAAAUCUCGUUGAUGUUUUCAUUUGGCUACGCAAGUUUGAUCAUAGACGGGGUCCUUGCAGAUCUAGUAAUCUGCUCAAGUUAUUCGCUCAACUUCCCAAUAUUCACCGUCUUUACAUGAACUCCAAAUUUACAAAGUAUUUGGCUGCUGGCUCCUUGUUGGAAAAGCUGCCUAAACCGUGUUUACAUCUGCAAUUUCUUAUUGUAAGAGUAGGGAUUGAUGAUGUUAAGGAUAUUAUAACUGUUAUUUGCCUUCUGAGAAUCUCCCCUGCUCUGGAAGAAUUAGAAGUUUUUGCUUUUUGCCGCCAAACAUAUGAGGCCGAAGUGGGAAAAGUGAACUCUUGGCUUGAUGACAACCAGAGUUGCUCGUUCACUCAGCUGCGACAUGUGAAAAUACACUGCUCUCAGGCUGUUGAAGGUGCACUAGAUUUGAUCAGAUUUCUGCUUUUAAGUUCACCUGCACUCGAGACAAUGACGGUAUAUAAACAUCCUUCCACUCCUCUUGAAGGUUAUGAUCUAGCAACAAAGUUACUCCGGUUUAGGCGUGCAUCACUGAAUUUAGAGAUAAUUCUAAGUGAUCUAGCAGGGUAGUAUUUUGAUUUCAGAAAUAUGACUUUGGUACAACUGUUUAUAAUGAUGUAUAUAUGUCUGUCUUUUGACAACAAUAUGAAUUUAGGGAUAAUUCUACUGUGACGCGUGUUUCAUCAGUGUAGUAUUUUGGCUUUCAAAAAUGUGACUUUGGCACAACUCUUUUAUGAUGAUAUAUGCCUG
Rosa chinensis is the source of this 1497-nucleotide messenger RNA. Its product is annotated as F-box/FBD/LRR-repeat protein At1g13570. The record is from RefSeq and is a predicted model, not a curated record. Gene Ontology annotation, molecular function: protein binding. The transcript has 2 exons. Lineage: Eukaryota; Viridiplantae; Streptophyta; Magnoliopsida; Rosales; Rosaceae. The coding region runs from base 67 to 1317 and encodes 416 amino acids.